AUGAUUCCCGUUCCCGAAGCCGACAGCAUCAAGGACCUCUUCAGCCUUAAGGGCAAGGUCGUAAUCAUUACCGGUGCAUCCGGUCCCCGCGGCAUGGGCAUUGAAGCCGCCCGCGGCUGCGCCGAAAUGGGCGCUGACCUCGCAAUUACCUACUCCUCCCGCCCAGAAGGAGGCGAGAAGAACGCAAAGGAGCUCCAAGAAAAGUACGGUGUGAAAGUGAAAGCCUACAAGUGCGACGUCGGCAGCUGGGAGAGUGUCGAAGGUCUAGUCAGCUCUGUGAUCAAAGACUUCGGCAAGAUCGAUGCAUUCAUCGCCAAUGCAGGCCGCACAGCCAGCAGCGGAAUCCUAGACGGCUCUGUCUCUGACUGGAACGAAGUGAUCCAAACCGAUCUAAACGGCACUUUCCACUGCGCCAAGGCUGUUGGAGCUCAUUUUAAGGAGCGUGGCACUGGCAGCUUCGUCAUUACUUCUUCUAUGUCUGGACACAUUGCCAAUUUCCCUCAGGAGCAGACUUCGUAUAAUGUUGCUAAGGCUGGUUGUAUUCAUAUGGCACGGUCGUUGGCUAAUGAGUGGCGUGGCUUUGCGCGCGUCAACAGCAUUUCGCCUGGUUAUAUCGAUACUGGACUUUCAGACUUUGUUGAACAGAAGACGCAGGAUUUGUGGAAUUCUAUGAUUCCUAUGGGUCGCAAUGGUCAGGCUAAGGAGUUGAAGGGUGCUUAUGUUUACCUUGUUAGCGAUGCUAGCACUUACACUACUGGUGCUGAUUUGCUCAUUGAUGGUGGUUACACUGUGCGGUAA
Penicillium taxi is the source of this 798-nucleotide messenger RNA. Its product is annotated as SDR family oxidoreductase. Gene Ontology annotation, molecular function: oxidoreductase activity, acting on NAD(P)H, oxygen as acceptor. Bases 1 to 798 code for a protein of 265 amino acids. Gene Ontology annotation, cellular component: intracellular anatomical structure. The transcript has a single exon. NCBI's taxonomy places the organism in Eukaryota, Fungi, Ascomycota, Eurotiomycetes, Eurotiales, Aspergillaceae. The record is from RefSeq and is a predicted model, not a curated record.